Molecule: messenger RNA, 2197 nt
Organism: Oldenlandia corymbosa var. corymbosa
Lineage: Eukaryota; Viridiplantae; Streptophyta; Magnoliopsida; Gentianales; Rubiaceae
Source: the annotation of a GenBank genome assembly
UGUAUUCCUACCCGUUUGCCUCUUGUUUCUCAACUCAAUUUCGUUCUCAUUAUUGAAUCUUUUGAAAACAACCCACGACCUCGUGGAACAAGAUCAAGACUAAGACUUUUCGUUGUUCGUUUUUGUUUAUUGUUUUAUUUUCCUUAAACCGAAUUUACAUCAUAAAUGAGACAGUGAUCAACUUUGUUUAACUAAAGUAACUUCUUAGUAGUAUAAUAUAAUCUAACUCCCCUCAAAAUUUAAGAUAAAAUAAAAUAAAGGUAGCAGCAGUUAUAAAUACAGCACAUUCUCUGUGAAUAACGGUAUGCUGUGCCAUUCCCUUCCUUUCAUUUCCGAUAUUCUAACAACUCGAUCCAUACUUUCAAAUUUCUAAUAUUCCUCUGUUUUCAUCGAUAAGAACAGAGCACAAAGACACUGUCAGAUUAUUUCCAGGGCUGACUCGCCAUGAAAAUGAAUCAUCGGAUUCUGCUAACUCUUACAUUACUAACAACCUUAACCCUUUUAAAACCUCCGACCACCGUUGCAUUCACUAAAGGAAGGCUUGCCACAGUCUUAAGCAUAGAUGGAGGUGGGGUCAGGGGAAUCAUUCCGGGCACCAUUCUUGCUUUCCUCGAAUCCAAACUUCAGGAACUGGACGGACCGGAUGCUAGGAUUGCAGAUUAUUUCGACGUGGUAGCCGGAACUAGCACCGGUGGGCUAAUAACCGCCAUGAUCACCGCCCCAAAUAAGGACAACCGCCCCCUUUACGCCGCCAAGGACAUCCCAAACUUCUACUUGGAUAAUAGCCCCAAAGUCUUUCCCGCCAGCGACAGGAACAACCUUGCAAAAUCGCUUAAUAACGUGUUCGGAGGUCCGAAAUACGACGGCAAGUAUCUUGCAUCUUUAGUUAAAAGGCUGUUGGGUAACGUGACAAUCGACCGGACGUUAACGGAUGUUGUCAUUCCGGCUUUUGACAUCAAACGUCUUCAACCAGUCAUCUUCUCCAAAACCGACGCCAAAGCAAAUGUUACCAAAAAUGCUCUGCUUUCGGACGUUUGCCUGAGCACCACAGCAGCUCCUACCUUCCUUCCGCCUCACUAUUUUGAGACCAGAGAUGCACAAGGUGGGGUCCGCACUUUCGACAUGGUCGACGGUGGAGUUGCCGCUAAUAAUCCGACCCUGGUGGCCAUAACUCACAUUUCAAAACAUUUAUUGACUGGGGAAUUCCAAUUGGUGGACAUGAAGCCCAUGGAGAGCAGCAAAUUGCUCGUUUUGUCACUGGGCACAGGGAUGGCUAAGAACGAAGAAAAAUACACAGCCUCUAAGGCUUCCAAAUGGGGUUUACUUGGUUGGAUGUUCAACAAUGGUGCCACUCCGUUGAUUGAUAUGUUCAGCUACGCAAGCUAUGAUAUGGUGGAUAUUCACGUUUCCACCCUCUUCCAAUCACUUCACAGCGACAAAAAUUACCUUCGGAUUCAGGUAUAUAUUCUUUAUCGUAUAAUGAUAUUAAUAACAAUUUGAUGAUACGUUGUCUAUUGUUUUAUAUCAUGAAACGUCUAUUAUUAUCGUAUUCUGACCACUCAUUAGCAAACAAUACAUAUGCUACGUUAUUGUGUCAAUAUGAUAUGAAUUUUCAAUCUAAUUUCAUUUUUUUUUCUCAUUGAUUUUAAUGUGACAGGAUGAUUCGUUGGCCGGGGAUGCUGCCUCUCUUGAUGUCGCAACUUCAGUGAAUAUGCAAACGUUGGUCCAAAUCGGAAACGAUCUAUUGAACAAGCCGGUGUCGAGGGUGAAUUUGGAGACGGGAAAAUCUGAGGUAGUUCCAGGAGAGGGUACUAAUGCGGAAGCUAUUACUCAAAUUGCAAAGAUCCUUUCCGAUGAAAGGAAGUUCCGGCUGGCCAACUGAGAAAUUUUUUUUUAACACAUUAUCUUGUAGUAAUUUACACUUUGCUUGUUAUGAUGAGAUCCGAAAUUAUUCUUUUUACUGGUUUAUUUUGUAAGUGCCUAGCUAGCUCCAAUCAAUAAGCAGAUGUUCCAGUGUACAAUGUAAAAAUAUUCAUAAUACAUUAGUACAUUGUAGGAGUUUAUUUUAAUUCAGAUUUUUGAACACCUUUAUACACUUUUGGGGAUCCAAUCAUUAUUAUAGUUACAAAUCCCAACUAGAAACGUUGUUUCACUCUCUAAUGUGCUUGGCAUAUACUCUUGUCCCACAAAAAUAAUC